Messenger RNA from Episyrphus balteatus (marmalade hoverfly), 903 nucleotides. Its product is annotated as trypsin beta-like. Bases 25 to 846 code for a protein of 273 amino acids. Lineage: Eukaryota; Metazoa; Arthropoda; Insecta; Diptera; Syrphidae. Gene Ontology annotation, biological process: proteolysis. The record is from RefSeq and is a predicted model, not a curated record. Gene Ontology annotation, molecular function: serine-type endopeptidase activity. The transcript has a single exon.
AGAUUAUUAUCAGUAAACAACAAAAUGUUCAAGUUCGUAGUUUUGGUCUCAUUGAUUGCUUGUGCUCUUGGAGCCGCCAUUCCCGAAGACGGUUCUAUUCCAGAGGAAACUCCCGAUUUGGUUGAACCAAUUCCAGAUGGUUUGGUUGUUCUUCCCCAAUUAGACGGUCGUAUUGUUGGUGGACAAGAUGCAUCAAUCUCCAAAUACCCAUACCAGAUCUCUCUCCAACGAAGUGGUUCCCAUUCCUGCGGUGGCAGCUUGUACAGCAACCGCGUUGUCGUCACUGCUGCUCACUGUCUGCAAAACGUCGCUGCUAGCUCAUUGAAGGUUCGUGUUGGUUCAACCCAAUGGAAUAAUGGUGGAGCCCUUGUUGGUGUUGCUUCAUUCAAAAACCAUCCCAACUACAACUCUAGGACCAUGGUCAACGAUAUUGCUAUCAUCCAUUUGAGCUCUGCUGUUUCCCUAAACUCCAAUGUUAGGACCAUUGCUUUGGCUAGCUCUGCCCCAGCUCAUGGAACAAGCGCUGUUGUCACUGGAUGGGGUACCCGUUCUUCCGGUGCAUCUAGCAUCCCAGCUACUCUUCAACAAGUCAAUGUCAAGAUUGUCAGCAGGGCCCAAUGUGGUUCCAGCUCAUACUCAUACGGAUCCAGCCAGAUUAGGGAGACCAUGAUCUGUGCCGCUGCUCCCGGUAAGGACUCGUGCCAAGGAGAUUCUGGUGGCCCAUUGGUUGCCAACGGUGUCCAAGUUGGUGUUGUCUCCUGGGGAUAUGGUUGUGCUCAAUCCAACUAUCCAGGUGUCUACUCUGAUGUUGCUGCUCUCAGGUCUUGGGUUCAAUCCAAUGCAUAAGAACUUACAGCAUGUUAUGUAGAUAUGUUUGAAAAAUAAAAGUCGUUUAUUCAGAAA